Astrephomene gubernaculifera is the source of this 2253-nucleotide messenger RNA. The record is from the annotation of a GenBank genome assembly. Lineage: Eukaryota; Viridiplantae; Chlorophyta; Chlorophyceae; Chlamydomonadales; Astrephomenaceae.
GUCCGAAGGUACGCGCAUUGGUGUGCGACACGACGACGGUCGUCGCACCCUGCGCCACAUCGCCCUAGGACGCGGUGGCGGCGGCGGAGGCGGGUUCGGUUGCGUGCAGUUGGGGGUUGCUGUCCGCGUCACCGCGCAUGCAAUGCGUAUGACGAGCCGGACUCGCAGCGGCGGCGGUGGCGUUGGUUAUCCAACGGGCAUCGACGCAGGAAGCUCAGUGACCCCUGGGUCGCGAGGACAGCAGCAGCUUGGGGGUUCCCAUCACUCGUCCUCGCUGCUGGUGCGUACCUUGGAUUUGGGAACUGUAACAGUGGAUUUGGAACGGGUGCUGCAACCCCACCAGCCGCUACCGCCAUCGCUGCUGCCGCGGUUACCCCCGCAGCAGCAGCAGCUCCCGGUGACAGCCAUUGGAACAGAGGCUACCGCCGCCGCCGCCGCCUCAACAACCCCAGUGGUCCCGGGUCACUUGCUUGCGCACAAAAGGGAGUUGCUGCUGCUCGCGACGAAUGCGGCGACGGCGGCAUCAUCGGGGGUGACGGGUAGUGGACCCAGUGGUGGUGGUGGCGGCAGUGGUGUUGGCAGCGAGGGGCAGCCCGGUGCGGCUGCUGCGGCAGCAUGGUGUUUCGGUGCCCAAAGGGGUUUCGGAGGGUUUACAUCGCCGCGACAGUGGCAGCAGCAGCAGCAGCAGGAACAUGGAAGGGAAGAAGGAGCAGAUGGAGAGGGGGCGGUUUUGCGGUUGGGGCGGUUGGGGUUGUACGGCGACUUGGCCGCUCGACUGGCGGCGUUGCCGGGCUUCACCGUACAACCGAAAGGAGCUGCCUUGGAAGGGGACCUGAAGCGACAUCAUCAGCAGCAACAGCAGCAGCGGCAGCAGCAGGAGCAGCGGCCCGGAUGUAAGGAAGAGCCGUACCCUCCCCAGCAGCAGCAACCAGAGCAGGGGCGGCGGCAUCACGAGCAGCAGCAACAGCAGCCUGUAUGUGGCCUGAUUUGGCAAGGGCCCCUGGGAGGGCGCUGCGGUGCCACGUUACGGCCGUACGGCAAGUACGGUUGCGAGGUGGAACUGUCGUACAUUGACGGCGGCAGCGGCGAAGGUUCUGCCUCCUCCUCCUUCUCCUCAGCAGCAGCUAUUUACCAAGGUCUUGCGAUAGACCAGGCGGAACAGCAGGUGGUGGCGGUUGCGGCGGAGUGCUGCCGGCAGGUGGGUCGGCGUCUCGUCGUGCACCGCCCCCACCCGCUCUCCGCCCCCGCCUGCCUGGCCCCACUGGACAGCGCCCUCGCCGCCCUGCAGCGCUGUGUGGAGGGCAGCCUGGGGCUGCUGGAGGGGGCGCUGCUGGCGCAACACCGGGGCCGCCAGCAACAAGAACAGCAGGAACAAAUGCAGCGGCAGCAACAAGUGCAGCAGCAGGAACAGCAGCGGCAACAGCAGCAGUACGGAAAGCCAACCGCGAAGCAGCCGCAGCAGCAGCCUCGACCGGCUUUGCUGCAGAAGCAGCAGGUGGUAGGAGGAGCUAAAGAGGCAGCAGGAGGGCAGCAGCAUGACUGCAGCAGCAGAGCCGGAGCUGCUGCCGCUGUGCCUGACCUCCAGGCAGCGCUCCAGGAGGUGUUGCAGCUGCAGCUGCAGCUGAGCGCCGCAAUGGAGGGCCUUAUGCCCCUGACACAGUGAGCCAGCCACCUCAGUGUCAGGAGAGCGGAGGAGGGGGAAAGUUAUAGAUAAGUGCAUCAACGGAGUCCCAAUGCCGAGCCCCGACUUAUGCCGAGGAGAGGAGGGGUCUAGGACCCCCCGCACGAGUGAGACGGUCGCUCGGCAGCAUGGGGCCCAUGCAUGGGAGCCAUGCAUGGGGGUGAUGCAUUGGUUUGAUGCAUGGGGGCCAUGCAUGGGGGCCAAUGCAUGGGGGUGAUGCAUUGGUUUGAUGCAUGGGGGCCAUGCAUGGGGGCCAAUGCAUCACCCCGGCAUCAUUAUGGUCUCCAUGAUGCAGGGUGCAGGGGCUUCCUGCUUCCCAGGACGUCCGUCCGCAUGCGCAUUACAAGGAGGGAUGCUGGAGUUUGCAUGGGCUCCUGCUUUUGCCUGACUGUGACACUACUUCAGUCAUGGAAGUCGAGCCAAAGGUGACCCCCAAGGUUGCCAUAAGCAAAUUUUGACGGCCGCGGUUUUUUUUAACUCGCGUACCUGCACUAUCUCCUUUCAGACCUAUAGCUUGGAAGGUUUUUGUCGUACCGCAUUAGCAUUAGAAGUCAGGGUGACUUCAGAUGGGC